AGCAGCCCUCAGUCGGACCUCAGAGGUGCUGGUGCCAGUCUGCCUUCUCCUGCCAACAUCCAGACACCUCCUGCCACCUCCAGGCACCGGAUCACUACCAGCUCUCUGCGGGGAAUCGUGACAAAAAUCGCAAUCCUUUAAAGGAGUAAUGGGUUCUCACAGCUCAAGUCUGGAUGAUAUCCUGGAGGAAGACAUGCACCACUGGUACACCAAAUUCAUGAAGGAAUCUCCCUCAGGAUUAAUCACUCUGUUUGAACUCAAGACGAUGCUUGAAUUGAAUGGGAUGACAGAGGAGGCCAGCAGUUAUGUUGAUCAAGUCUUCUUCACAUUUGACAUGGACGGGGACGGCUACAUAGACUUUGUGGAAUACAUUGCUGCUAUUAGUCUACUACUGAAAGGAGAAGUAAAUCAGAAACUGAAGUGGUACUUCAAGCUCUUUGAUCAAGAUGGAAAUGGAAAAAUUGACAAGGAUGAAUUGGAGACUAUAUUUAAGGCUAUUCAAGACAUCACCAGGAGUUAUGACAUCCCUCCAGAAGAAAUUGUGACACUUAUAUACGAGAAGAUCGACGUCAACGGAGAAGGUGAACUGACACUGGAGGAGUUCAUUAGUGGAGCGAGGGAGCAUCCCGACAUCAUGGAAAUGCUCACCAAGAUGAUGGAUCUUACUCACGUCCUGGAAAUCAUCAUCAAUGGCCAGAAAGCUGGGAACUAAGCAGAUAAUCAACACGCAAGAGUGCGUGGAGAGCUGAGAGCUGAAAAAAGACGAUGCUGAGGGGAGUUAAGCCCAAUCUGUUACUGCAGAAAAACAAGUGACCAGGCUAUGAGGCGCUUUGGAUCCCUCUCCCUUUCUCUGCCUGUUGCUAGAGAAAAAAACUGAAAAUGCUCCGGCCUUUCUUCAACUUCCGGUGCUCUCACAGAUCUUUUUGUUUUUGUUUAGGCGCAAAACACUGAACUAGAAAUGCACCAGCCUUUCCACUUGCACACUCGCUAGAAGUAAUGUGACAAGCAGAGAACAAUCUUCAAGUUUAAAAUGUCUGGCACACAAUUAGAUUACUUUUAUCCAUUUUAUAUAUAUAUAUAUAUAUAUAUAUAUAUAUAUAUAUAUAUA
Messenger RNA from Cololabis saira (Pacific saury), 1108 nucleotides. RefSeq names its product guanylate cyclase activator 1C (gene guca1c). Gene Ontology annotation, molecular function: calcium ion binding; calcium sensitive guanylate cyclase activator activity. The transcript is spliced from 4 exons. NCBI's taxonomy places the organism in Eukaryota, Metazoa, Chordata, Actinopteri, Beloniformes, Belonidae. The record is from RefSeq and is a predicted model, not a curated record. Bases 149 to 712 code for a protein of 187 amino acids.